AUGACGAAGCUGGAAAUAGCUACUGCUUUAAUUAUCCUCAAGUUACGCCACAAAUUGACAACGAAGGCAAUAUCUGAUAUUUGCCUAUUUCUACGUUUAUUUCGUGUGCCGAAUGCUCCCAAAAGUUAUGCAGCUGUGAAGCGUGUUUUGGAACGGAAGGCAACAAAAAAUAUUACAUCAGAUAUAUUCCAAAUUUGUCAGAAUUGCAAUAAGAUUUAUCAAAAUGUAUGUGAUAAUACACAAUGCCACUCAGAUGUUUCUCAAGCGCAAGCUCCUGCUUUUCUUAAAUUUCAAAUUAAAGAUCAAAUUCAAUCAAUUUUAGCAUCUGAAAAUAAUUUUACUUUACAUUCUUCGUCAUCUUCAUGUUAUAAUAAUUGCAUUACUGAUAUUCAACAUGCUAAUUGGUAUCAGUCUAUUGCUUUAAAUGAAAAUACAUCGAAUUUUAUUACAUUAUCUUUAAAUGUCGAUGGGAUAUCUAUGUCUGAUAGUUCAGAUAAUAGUCUUUGGAUAUUCACUGUAAGCUGA
This is a messenger RNA of Rotaria sp. Silwood2, 525 nucleotides long. Lineage: Eukaryota; Metazoa; Rotifera; Eurotatoria; Philodinida; Philodinidae. The record is from the annotation of a GenBank genome assembly.